Molecule: messenger RNA, 2615 nt
Organism: Branchiostoma belcheri (Belcher's lancelet)
Lineage: Eukaryota; Metazoa; Chordata; Leptocardii; Amphioxiformes; Branchiostomatidae
Exons: 12
Coding region: 452-2416 (654 amino acids)
Biological process (GO): signal transduction
Molecular function (GO): protein binding
Source: RefSeq, a predicted model, not a curated record
UGGCCGAACAAAACUACACCAGAUACCGAUGUUCGUCAUUCGUUGUUUAGACCAUCUCUAACCCGUAACCCUUACAUGAAUAGACCGUAUAAGAAUGCAUUGCGUGCCGUGUCCCGUGGCACGACACACCUGGCUUAAUUAUACCUAGCAACGAACAAUAACAAUGGGAGGGGUGGGAAGUCAUCCCGCCAGGGCCAUGUCACUGUCCGCGCUGUCGUCUGCAGUGUGUUAGUAGUACUGUCUGUAGUUUUUAGGUCAUUUGAGUUGUUGUCUGAACAAGCACCAAGGUGUUCGUGUUGUGUAGGAGGGGAGUGUUUACUCUGUGACAUCACGUCGAAAGUUUAACACGCCGACUAAAGUACGCAGAACAGACUACGCAGUGUUGGGGGCUAGCUUCAAUCUCAGUCGCUGAGUCGGUUAUAAUGUUUAUGUUGAAGACAAGUACGAAGUGAUGGGCUCUGCACCGACCAAGCCAGCCGGCGGGACGGACGACAGGGCGCCGGUAGUGUUGAGCGCCGCGCAGGCGUCCGUCAAGUGGAGGGGGAGGGCCGGAGUACAGGACGCCCAAUCCAAGAUGGCGGCCUCCACCACAACAAAACAACAGAUUGCGGAGACAGACGACGAGAAACAGGCCCGCCUGUUAGAACAACACCCUGAGAUGAAACCCAUCCUCAGGAUAAUGGACAGGGGCGUGGCGCAGGUGAGGGAAAAGAAAGGCGACGAAGCCAGCAUCGGCGACGUGUACGAACGAAUCGACAACGACAUCGACGAUCCUUACUGGAACUACCAAGGAAAGAUUCAAAGGCAAAUCCAAGGUGAACACCUCACCAAGCUCGGAGCGGCUGGCGUCUUUACGGACUACCUCAAAUUCCUCAAGUCCACCGGGAACAUCUUUAGUGACGAGACCGUAUGGGAGUGCUACUACGCCAUUAGAAACUGUUGCUGGAGCUUUUCUGAUGCGAGUUUCAACUUUGCAAAGAGACUGGGGAAGGCCGGACUGUUUCCGAUGCUCAUAGAGGAAUUGAAGGAAUACAAGAAAUCGUUUGAGUCAAAUGAGGCACAAAAUUGGCUGGUGAGAUGUUCGCUGGGAAUCCUGCACAACUGCGCCAAGGUGCUGGAGAACAGAAUCCUGCUCAGACAGCUGGGGCUGACCGACUACCUCCUACCCUGGGUCAGCACGUCAGACGAGGAGCUCAAGACCGUCACUGUCAUGACUCUGGCGUACAUCGUCGGUGAGGAGGACAAUGACCUGAUCAUGGCGGACGACAGCGUGAUCGGCUUCAUCAUGACGGUGUUUAAAGAGGCGGUGGACAGCGAGCUGAUGCGGUCUCAGGGCUUCUCGGCCAUGGAGAUGGCCAUGGGCAUCAGUCAACUGGCACAGAACGACGACAAUAAGGUUCUGAUCGUGGAGAAGGGCGCCCUCCCGCUGCUGGUACAGCUGAUGGAGACCGGGGAUGAGGAGGAGCAGGAGCAGGGCGCCAAGGCCGUGUGGCAGCUCGCCUUCCACGACGACAACAAGGACAAGAUCCGGACCGAGCCCAGGCUCAUGCACCAGCUCAAACGGUUGAAAGACAGCAAGAACCCAGAGAUUGCGAAGGCAGCUAACGGGGCUUUGUGGGUGCUGGAUAAACAAGCAAGAGAGGAAAAGGCAAAAGAGCUGACAGAAAAGUCGGAAGAGUCCAGCCUAGAAGACUACCAAGAGGGUAGCGGGCCACACGUCAUGAUUAGCUACCAAUGGGACCACCAGAAAACACUCGUCAAGGUGAAGGACCGUCUGCAGUCGUACGGGUACCGGGUGUGGAUGGACCUGGAGCAGAUGGGCGGCUCCACGCUGCAGGCCAUGGCGGAGGCGGUGGAGAACUCCGCAGUCGUGCUCAUCUGCAUGUCUCAGAAGUACAAGGAGAGUCCCAACUGUAGAACAGAGGCGGAGUAUACCUUUCAGCUCCGUAAGCAGAUCGUUCCUCUGAUGAUGGAAGGGAAAUACAAGCCGGACGGCUGGCUGGGCGCCAUCUUGGGAGCCAAGCUGUACUUCGACUUCAGCGCCCAACACAAGUUUGAAGACUCUAUAGGAAAACUCAUCAAGGAGCUAGGACAGAGAGGCAGAACAGCCCAGCUGGUGCAAAAAGUGGACGCGAUGGAGGUGGGAGCGGGAGGGGCAGGAGCAUUACCCAUCAUGCCCCCUGCUAAACCCCGCGUGUUGGACUGGAAACAGGCGGAUGUGGACAACUGGAUAACGGAGAACCAACUAGACAAGAACGUCCUACGAGAGCUGACAGGACCACAGCUACACUUCCUACAGUCACUAAGAGGAGAGGCCCCGGAGUUCUUCUACCAGUUCAUCACCAACAGACUGCGGCUCACAAGUCUGGACCAGAUCAUGAGAUUCACGAGCGCGCUGAACGGUCUGGACGACUGAAUCAAACACAGUGUGCCUUACGUACAGUUCUCAUCUCAGGGGCGAAAUAUCAAAAAGGAGAAUCCCAAAGUAGGGAGGAAUGCAAUAUUUUUGCAAAGUAAACCUAGGUUUGCACUGUGUACAUAGUUUGAAUUAAAUGCAUCUACUGUACUUGGUGACAGCGAGUUCCACUCUGCGAUAGUUCUAGGAAAGAAUGAGU